Messenger RNA from Neltuma alba, 1146 nucleotides. RefSeq lists its product as uncharacterized. The record is from RefSeq and is a predicted model, not a curated record. The transcript is spliced from 7 exons. Bases 116 to 814 code for a protein of 232 amino acids. Lineage: Eukaryota; Viridiplantae; Streptophyta; Magnoliopsida; Fabales; Fabaceae.
GUCUGUUCGUGUUUUGGUUUUUCCCCAUGAACCUUUGACCCUGGUACUCAGUUUGGAGCUUGUUUUGCAGUAAAUUUGGCGAGGAAUCGAUUGAUUGAAUUGAGUUUUUACGCGCAUGGGUGAGAUUGUGGAGGAGUUGAAUCCUCUUAUUGGCGGUAACGAUGGGCAUGAAUUCGAGAAUAUUAGUAAGGCGGAGAUCGUCCUCAAAACCAUUGGCCCUGCUCGCCCUUCUCGUCUUCUUGUUCCAUCUUCCAUCAAGGUUCGUGAUUUGAGAGGAUUAGUUGCCAGCAAUGGUCGUUUACCGAUUGAUAAUGUGAGUCUUAUCCUGCGUGGAAAUGUAUUAUGUGAUAUGAAGAAUGGAGAAGAUGUGUACAUUCAACUCAAUGACGGAGAUUCCUUAAUUGUUGCUGUCAAACCAAAGCCACCAGUUCGUGAUGGAUAUGAUGACGAUGACGAUGACGAUCUGAAGUUUAAGCUUCCCCGUUCGUCAAGUUGGUGGAAGAAGAGGCUUUACUCUUUUCUACACGAUAACUUGAAGCUUCCAGAUAUCAUUUUGAUGUUUAUAUUCUCUCUGAGCUUGAAAGCAUGGGCUUUCACAAUCAUGUGGUUUAUCCUGGCACCCAUUGCCCAUAAAUGGGAUCUGGGACCCUUAUAUAUAAUUGCUACGGGCUUUUCUCUAAUUCUCUUUAAUCUCGGAAAGCGCCAAGCUGGUGACGUCAGCGCAUAUUCUAUCUUCAAUGAAGACUUUAGAGAGCUUCCGGGGACCCUUAAUGCAGAUCGUCUUGAUAGAGAUAUAAGAGCAGGACAGUUUUGAACAACCACCUCCCAAAAAGAGGAAAAUGAAAAACGAAAAACCACCGAUUCCUUUCUUCAUGCUAACACUGAUGCGAUGCCAAUAUGAAGUUUAUAUGUUCUCGAAGUUGGUAACCAACCACGGUUGUUCCCCUCCCCCCCUGUAUUUUAUCUGUGUUCCCUGAAUAUCCUUUUUGUAUAGUUUGAUAUAUCAAGAUUAUAAAUGAGGUAGACAUGUUGUCUUGUGGAUACCUGUUUCUGCAUUUCUGGUCUCUGGGGUCCUGUGAAUUUAUACAUGGCAAGCUAGUUGACGCGUAUACAGUGGCAUGCCAUAGCAGGAUCCAAAAGGUUAAA